Messenger RNA from Amyelois transitella, 1113 nucleotides. It is a transcript of the gene boca, whose product is annotated as LDLR chaperone boca. The record is from RefSeq and is a predicted model, not a curated record. The coding region runs from base 137 to 697 and encodes 186 amino acids. Lineage: Eukaryota; Metazoa; Arthropoda; Insecta; Lepidoptera; Pyralidae. The transcript has 3 exons. Gene Ontology annotation, biological process: protein folding.
UCCUAGUUGGGUCUCUAACCUACCUUAUAAAAAUUUCUUCAAGUUUUUGAAGUCUUCUUGUUUAUACCCAAAAAAUUUUCACUACACUCACAUUCAAACUGUAGUUGCAGACAAAAUAUUACUUAGAUCAAUAACCAUGUCGAAACUUAUUUUCUUCGUAAUUAUGUUUAUUUGUAGUAGUAGUGUCGCGAAAAAAUAUAAAGAUGAAGAGAAACCAGCUUGGGCUAAAAAAGAUAUAAGGGACUACUCUGAUGCUGAUUUAGAAAGGUUAUUUGAUCAAUGGGAAGAAGAUGAAGAAACAUUGCCUGAUGAUGAAUUACCAGAACACUUGCGGAAACCUCCAUCUAUAGAUUUGACUAAAAUGGAUAUGUCUAACCCAGAAUCAGUUUUACAAGCUACUAAAAAAGGUCAAACUUUGAUGAUGUUUGUUACUGUAGCCAACAAACCAUCUCGAGCAAGGACUGAAGAGUUGACCAAAAUAUGGCAAACUUCUCUUUGGAGCAAUCAUAUACAGGCAGAAAGAUACCUCAUUGAUGAUGAUAGAGCAAUAUUCAUGUUUAAAGAUGGAUCACAAGCUUGGACUGCCAAGGAAUUCCUUCUGGAACAAGAGGAACUAAAAGAUGUGCAAUUGGAGAGUCAGACAUACACAGGAAAGAAAGCAGAUGUAAGGAAUACAGCUGUAAGAGAUGAAUUAUAGUUCAACUUAUUAAACACAUUUGAAUGAACUUUUGGAAACAGAUCUUAUUGUAAUACAGUGAAUAAAGUUUAAAAGUGGGUAGGUUCAUGGUCUUUUGAUAUGCGAAAUUCAAUAUCUUAACAUAAUGAGUUUCAAUUUAAAUUGCAUUUAUUUAAUAUAUCUAAGUGAUAAUUAUAUGUAUGUAUGAUUUUGUUUGGAAUUAAAUAUUUAAAAUCAAAAUUUACUGAUUUUAAAUGUUUAAUGCAAGUUUGCUAGAAUCUGUCUGAAAUACUACAAUUGUAAUCUACAGAUCUCUUGUCUGCAUAAUUAUGCAAACCCAUGAAAGUCUUUGAACUUAAUUUUCAUAGAUUGUAAGAGAAAACAGAUUAUUUCAUUUUGUAUAUAAAAUUAUUAUGUAAUAAAAAUACUUGGGAGAA